Molecule: messenger RNA, 3562 nt
Organism: Gorilla gorilla gorilla (western lowland gorilla)
Lineage: Eukaryota; Metazoa; Chordata; Mammalia; Primates; Hominidae
Gene: VWCE
Product: von Willebrand factor C and EGF domains
Exons: 20
Coding region: 305-3172 (955 amino acids)
Biological process (GO): cellular response to virus
Cellular component (GO): cytoplasm
Molecular function (GO): calcium ion binding; protein binding
Source: RefSeq, a predicted model, not a curated record
GAUCUUUGCCCCCGCCCCGGGCUCCGCGCCUCUCGGAGAGGCAUCAGCAGGCGGGCGGCGUUGCCUUUGUGUGUUUCGCUUCGAGGUGCCAGAGACCCUCCCCACAGUCGUCCGCCGCGUCCCCUAGCGGCCCUCGGCCCCUCCUCUCGGCGUCCCCAGCCCCCCUGCUCAGCUCCGCGUGCCAUUUCGGGGAUCGCUGGUUCGCUCCCCACGGCGCCAGGAGGAGGGGCGAGGGCCGGCAGCCCCCUCUCCCGCGCGCGGCGCAGGAGCCGAGCCCAGCCCGGGGGACCCGCCGCCGCCGGUCAUGUGGGCCGGACUGCUCCUUCGGGCCGCCUGUGUCGCGCUCCUGCUGCCGGGGGCACCAGCCCGAGGCUACACCGGGAGGAAACCGCCCGGGCACUUCGCGGCCGAGAGACGCCGGCUGGGCCCCCACGUCUGCCUCUCUGGGUUCGGGAGUGGCUGCUGCCCUGGCUGGGCCCCCUCUAUGGGUGGUGGGCACUGCACCCUGCCCCUCUGCUCCUUCGGCUGUGGGAGUGGCAUCUGCAUCGCUCCCAAUGUCUGCUCCUGCCAGGAUGGAGAGCAAGGGGCCACCUGCCCAGAAACCCAUAGACCAUGUGGGGAGUACGGCUGUGACCUUACCUGCAACCAUGGAGGCUGUCAGGAGGUGGCCCGAGUGUGCCCCGUGGGCUUCUCGAUGACGGAGACAGCUGUUGGCAUCAGGUGUACAGACAUUGACGAAUGUGUAACCUCCUCCUGUGAGGGACAUUGUGUGAACACAGAAGGUGGGUUUGUGUGCGAGUGUGGGCCGGGCAUGCAGCUGUCUGCCGACCGCCACAGCUGCCAAGACACUGACGAAUGCCUAGGGACUCCCUGUCAGCAGAGAUGUAAAAACAGCAUUGGCAGCUACAAGUGUUCCUGUCGAACUGGCUUCCACCUUCAUGGCAACCGGCACUCCUGUGUAGAUGUAAACGAGUGUCGGAGGCCAUUGGAGAGGCGAGUCUGUCACCAUUCCUGCCACAACACCGUGGGCAGCUUCCUAUGCACAUGCCGACCUGGCUUCAGGCUCCGAGCUGACCGCGUGUCCUGUGAAGCUUUCCCGAAAGCCGUGCUGGCCCCAUCUGCCAUCCUGCAACCCCGGCAACACCCGUCCAAGUUGCUCCUGUUGCUUCCUGAGGCCGGCCGGCCUGCCCUGUCCCCAGGACAUAGCCCUCCUUCUGGGGCUCCAGGGCCCCCAGCUGGAGUCAGGACCACCCGCCUGCCAUCUCCCACCCCACGACUACCCACAUCCUCCCCUUCUGCCCCUGUGUGGCUGCUGUCCACCCUGAUGGCCACCCCAGUGCCUACUGCCUCCCUGCUGGGGAACCUCAGACCCCCCUCACUCCUUCAGGGGGAGGUGAUGGGGACCCCUUCCUCACCCAGGGGCCCUGAGUCCCCCCGGCUGGCAGCAGGGCCCUCUCCCUGCUGGCACCUGGGAGCCAUGCAUGAAUCAAGGAGUCGCUGGACAGAGCCUGGGUGUUCCCAGUGCUGGUGCGAGGACGGGAAGGUGACCUGUGAAAAGGUGAGGUGUGAAGCUGCUUGUUCCCACCCAAUUCCCUCCAGAGAUGGUGGGUGCUGCCCAUCAUGCACAGGCUGUUUUCACAGUGGUGUUGUCCGAGCUGAAGGGGAUGUGUUUUCACCUCCCAAUGAGAACUGCACCGUCUGUGUCUGUCUGGCUGGAAACGUGUCCUGCGUCUCUCCUGAGUGUCCUUCUGGCCCCUGUCAGACCCCCCCACAGUCGGAUUGCUGUACUUGUGUUCCAGUGAGAUGCUAUUUCCACGGCCGGUGGUACGCAGACGGGGCUGUGUUCAGUGGGGGUGGUGACGAGUGUACCACCUGUGUUUGCCAGAAUGGGGAGGUGGAGUGCUCCUUCAUGCCCUGCCCUGAGCUGGCCUGCCCCCGAGAAGAGUGGCGGCUGGGCCCUGGGCAGUGUUGCUUCACCUGCCAGGAGCCCACACCCUCGACAGGAUGCUCUCUUGACGACAACGGGGUUGAGUUUCCGAUUGGACAGAUCUGGUCGCCUGGUGACCCCUGUGAGUUAUGCAUCUGCCAGGCAGAUGGCUCGGUGAGCUGCAAGAGGACAGACUGUGUGGACUCCUGCCCUCACCCGAUCCGGAUCCCUGGACAGUGCUGCCCAGACUGUUCAGCAGGCUGCACCUACACAGGCAGAAUCUUCUAUAACAACGAGACCUUCCCGUCUGUGCUGGACCCAUGUCUGAGCUGCAUCUGCCUGCUGGGCUCAGUGGCCUGUUCCCCCGUGGACUGCCCCAUCACCUGUACCUACCCUUUCCACCCUGACGGAGAGUGCUGCCCCGUGUGCCGAGACUGCAACUAUGAGGGUAGAAAGGUGGCGAAUGGCCAGGUGUUCACCUUGGAUGAUGAACCCUGCACCUGGUGCAUGUGCCAGCUGGGAGAGGUGAGCUGUGAGAAGGUUCCCUGCCAGCGGGCCUGUGCCGACCCUGCCCUGCUUCCUGGGGACUGCUGCUCUUCCUGUCCAGAUUCCCUGUCUCCUCUGGAAGAAAAGCAGGGGCUCUCCCCUCACGGAAAUGUGACGUUCAGCAAAGCUGCUCGGAGCCUGCAUGGAGACACUGAGGCCCCUGUCAACUGUAGCUCCUGUCCUGGGCCCCCGACAGCAUCACCCUCGAGGCCGGUGCUUCAUCUCCUCCAGCUCCUUUUAAGAACGAACUUGAUGAAAACACAGACUUUACCCACAAGCCCGGCAGGAGCUCAUGGUCCACACUCACCCGCUUUGGGGCCAACAGGCACUUUCCCAGGGGAGCCUGGGGCCUCCCCUCGACUCUCACCAGGGCCUUCGACCCCUCCAGGAGCCCCCACUCUACCUCUAGCUUCCCCAGGGGCUCCUCAGCCACCUCCUGUGACUCCAGAGCGCUCGUUCUCAGCCUCUGGGGCCCAGAUAGCAUCCAGGUGGCCUCCUCUGCCUGCCACCCUCCUGACGGAAGCUUCAGCACUUUCCAUGAUGGACCCCAGCCCCUCGAAGACCCCCAUCACCCUCCUCGGGCCUCGCAUGCUUUCUCCCACCACCUCUAGACUCUCUACAGCCCUUGCAGCCACCACCCACCCUGGCCCCCAGCAGCCCCCAGUGGGGGCUUCUCGGGGGGAAGAGUCCACCAUGUAAGGAGGUCACUGUGUCCGGGAGACUCUGGAGAGAGGACACUCUGCCAGUGGCCCAGGGUGUGUGCAGGGCGGCUCCAAGGAUGAACCUGGUGGGGAUGCCUGGGCUCCCUCCUGCAGGGGCCCUGGUGAGGAUGGAAGACCCCCAAGGCUGGAUGUAACCUUGUUCCCAAGAAGUGUUUGGAAUGUGCUGUAAGAAUGGAGGAAGUGGUUUCCACUGUCAGCAUCCUCCCUGGACCGCGUGGCUGGCUCAUCUUUUGAGAAGGGUUGGGACUGCCAAGUUCUCCUGGAGGAAGAGUUGCGUCCGGCUGGGAUUCCACUCACUGGGACUGUACCGCCAGGUGUCAUGCGUCUCUCUGAGGUUUCCUGAUUAAAGGUUGUCUCGGUUUCCCCA